Messenger RNA from Cercocebus atys (sooty mangabey), 13537 nucleotides. RefSeq names its product PR domain containing 2, with ZNF domain (gene PRDM2). The coding region runs from base 1178 to 6202 and encodes 1674 amino acids. Gene Ontology annotation, biological process: regulation of transcription by RNA polymerase II. The record is from RefSeq and is a predicted model, not a curated record. Gene Ontology annotation, molecular function: histone methyltransferase activity; RNA polymerase II transcription regulatory region sequence-specific DNA binding; DNA-binding transcription factor activity, RNA polymerase II-specific. Gene Ontology annotation, cellular component: nucleus. NCBI's taxonomy places the organism in Eukaryota, Metazoa, Chordata, Mammalia, Primates, Cercopithecidae. The transcript has 8 exons.
CAUGGAAUACAUCCUUAUGCCAAUAAUGAAUAAAAGUAGUUCAGACGGCCAGGCCCUAACUUAAAUAUAGUGCUUUUGGUGGUCAAGGGUGAUCAGGUGAGUGGUUAAAUAGAUCAAGAAAAGGAAAGAAAAAUCCAACUACCUUAUUAAAAAACAAGGGUAAAAUAUCAAAACAGUGGAUAGGCAGUAGGAAGAAUGUAUUCUUUGGGUUAUUAACAAUUAGAACAUCAUGUUACAAUGUAAGCAGAGGCUUGUGAGUCAAGGAAGGAAAGAUAAGUUAUAAACAAGUACAUAAAGAAAUAGGAGAAUUAUGCCUAAUGGUGUAUGUAUAUAAACUUGUGGGAAAUGUUUAGAACCUUACAGUGGAAGUUCUACUUACAGUGUCGUGAUUUAAUAUAUUUUGAAUUACAUCAUAUGACUCUUAAGGCAUACAUUGCAGAAAGGACCAUUUUCAGAGAUUAUUAUUUAGAAACGAACAUGUCAUAUGCACUUACAAGAAAUAAUUUUGUCUUCUUAAUUUACUGUACUAUGAAUACAUUGAACACGGGUUUUUAAAGGGACAAUGUAGCUGUUUCCAAACAUCUUUUAUUAAAACAUUUGCAUUUUACUGCCAGUUUUUUGUUCUUUUCCUCAGAGAGACCUCCCGGUGGCCAAUGUUAGUAAAUUCACCUUUCUAAUUCAGAAACUUGAAAAACAGAAUAAUGUAAUGGGGUCUAAUGGUGUUUACAUUCAACACAGUAUUGGUAAAAGAAAAAGAAGGACACUUAUAUUGCAUAAUAAGGUACUCAAUAAUGCUUUGUAUUUCUAUUAACAAAGCUAAUUUAUUUCUUCUUAGGAAUGAUGCAGUUCCAAAGUAAAGAUUUGAUGUCAUCCUAAUGAGUCUGCUUUCAGUUGUAGAGUACAGUGAAGCCCUAGUAAAGAGGAGUAAGAAAUCUAUUUUACUGGAGAUAAUAAAUCUGACAAGGAAGCUCUCAGCAUAGAUUGAAGUUGAUUUGGCAUAGAGUUGCUUUAUAAAUAGCCCUUUGAGCAAACUCUACAGUUCUGUAUGUGGUUUUAAAUCCCUGUAAAUUUGUAGGCAGGUACAUAUUACAAUUGUCUGUUUUUCUUUUUAGGGUUCAUGUAAUCAAAGAAGUUUCUUUGUUGUGUGUAUCUUUACAGAACACAACAGGAAUUGAAAAUGAAUCAGAACGCUACUGAGCCUGCGGUGGCCACCGAGACCCUGGCUGAGGUACCCGAACAUGUGCUGCGAGGACUUCCGGAGGAAGUGAGGCUUUUCCCUUCUGCUGUUGACAAGACCCGGAUUGGUGUCUGGGCCACUAAACCAAUUUUAAAAGGCAAAAAAUUUGGGCCAUUUGUUGGUGAUAAGAAAAAAAGAUCUCAGGUUAAGAAUAAUGUAUACAUGUGGGAGGUAUAUUACCCAAAUUUGGGAUGGAUGUGCAUUGAUGCCACUGAUCCAGAGAAGGGAAACUGGCUGCGAUAUGUGAAUUGGGCUUGCUCAGGAGAAGAGCAAAAUUUAUUCCCACUGGAAAUCAACAGAGCCAUUUACUAUAAAACUUUAAAGCCAAUCGCGCCGGGCGAGGAGCUCCUGGUCUGGUACAAUGGGGAAGACAACCCUGAGAUAGCAGCUGCGAUUGAGGAAGAGCGAGCCAGCGCCCGGAGCAAGCGGAGCUCCCCCAAGAGCCGGAAAGGGAAGAAAAAAUCCCAGGAAAAUAAAAACAAAGGAAACAAAAUCCAAGACAUACAACUGAAGACAAGUGAGCCAGAUUUCACCUCUGCAAAUAUGAGAGAUUCUGCAGAAGGUCCUAAAGAAGACGAAGAGAAGCCUUCAGCCUCAGCACUUGAGCAGCCGGCCACCCUCCAGGAGGUUCCUCCAGAACUAGCAACCCCUGCCCCUGCCUGGGAGCCACAGCCAGAACCAGACGAGCGAUUAGAAGCAGCAGAUUGUGAGGUGAAUGAUUUGGGGGAAGAGGAGGAGGAGGAAGAGGAGGAGGAUGAAGAAGAAGAAGAUGAUGAUGAGUUGGAAGAAGAGGGGGAAGAAGAAGCCAGCAUGCCAAAUGAAAGUUCUGUGAAAGAGCCAGAAAUACGGUGUGAUGAGAAGCCAGAAGAUUUAUUAGAGGAACCAAAAACAACUUCAGAAGAAACUCUUGAAGACUUCUCAGAGGUAGCACCUGCCAUGCAAAUCCCCAGAACUAAAGAAGAGGCCAAUGGUGAUGUAUUUGAAACGUUUAUGUUUCCAUGUCAGCAUUGUGAAAGGAAGUUUACAACCAAACAGGGGCUUGAGCGUCACAUGCAUAUCCAUAUAUCCACCAUCAAUCAUGCUUUCAAAUGUAAGUACUGUGGGAAAGCCUUUGGCACACAGAUUAACCGGCGGCGGCAUGAGCGGCGCCACGAAGCAGGGUUAAAGCGGAAACCCAGCCAAACACUACAGCCGUCAGAGGACCUGGCUGAUGGCAAAGCAUCUGGAGAAAACGUUACUUCAAAAGAUGAGUUGAGUCCUCCCAGUCUUGGGCCAGACUGUCUGAUCAUGAAUUCAGAGAAGGCUUCCCAAGACACAGUAAAUUCUUCUGUUGUAGAAGAGAAUGGGGAAGUUAAAGAACUUCAUCCGUGCAAAUAUUGUAAAAAGGUUUUUGGAACUCAUACUAAUAUGAGACGGCAUCAGCGUAGAGUUCACGAACGCCAUCUGAUUCCCAAAGGUGUACGGCGAAAAGGAGGCCUUGAAGAGCCCCAGCCUCCAGCAGAACAGGCCCAGGCCACCCAGAACGUCUAUGUACCAAGCACAGAGCCAGAGGAGGAAGGGGAAGCAGAUGACGUGUACAUCAUGGACAUUUCUAGCAAUAUCUCUGAAAACUUAAAUUACUAUAUUGAUGGUAAAAUUCAAACUAAUAACAACACUAGUAACUGUGAUGUGAUUGAGAUGGAGUCUGCUUCGGCAGAUUUGUAUGGUAUAAAUUGUCUGCUUACUCCAGUUACGGUGGAAAUUACUCAAAAUAUAAAGACCACACAGGUCCCUGUAACAGAAGAUCUUCCUAAAGAGCCUUCGGGCAGCACAAAUAGUGAGGCCAAGAAACGGAGAACGGCGAGCCCGCCUGCACUGCCCAAAAUUAAGGCCGAAGCAGAUUCUGACCCCAUGGCCCCCUCCUGCUCCUUAAGUCUUCCUCUUAGCAUAUCAACAACGGAGGCAGUGUCUUUCCAUAAAGAGAAAAGUGUUUAUUUGUCAUCAAAGCUCAAGCAACUUCUUCAAACCCAAGAUAAACUAACUCCUCCUGCAGGGAUUUCAGCAACUGAAAUAGCUAAAUUAGGUCCUGUUUGUGUGUCUGCUCCUGCAUCAAUGUUGCCUGUGACCUCAAGUAGGUUUAAGAGGCGGACCAGCUCUCCUCCCAGUUCUCCACAGCACAGUCCUGCCCUUCGAGACUUUGGAAAGCCAAGUGAUGGGAAAGCAGCGUGGACCGAUGCAGUGCUGACUUCCAAAAAAUCCAAAUUAGAAAGUCAUAGUGACUCACCAGCAUGGAGUUUGUCUGGGAGAGAUGAGAGAGAAACUGUGAGCCCUCCAUGCUUUGAUGAAUAUAAAAUGUCUAAAGAGUGGACAGCCAGUUCUGCUUUUAGCAGUGUGUGCAACCAGCAGCCACUGGAUUUAUCCAGCGGUGUCAAACAGAAGACUGAGGGUACAGGCAAGACUCCAGUCCAGUGGGAAUCUGUCUUAGAUCUCAGUGUGCAUAAAAAGCCUUGUAGUGACUCUGAAGGCAAGGAAUUCAAAGAGAAUCAUUCAGUGCAGCCUACGUGUAGUGCUGUAAAGAAAAGGAAACCAACCACCUGCAUGCUGCAGAAGGUUCUUCUCAAUGAAUAUAAUGGCAUCGAUUUACCUGUAGAAAACCCUGCAGAUAUGACCAGGAGCCCAAGUCCUUGUAAAUCCCUAGAAGCUCAGCCAGAUCCUGACCUCGGUCCGGACUCUGGUUUCCCUGCCCCUACUGUUGAGUCCCCACCUGAUGUUUGUCCUUCAUCACCUGCCCUGCAGACACCCUCCCUUUCAUCUGGUCAGCUGCCUCCUCUCUUGAUCCCCACAGAUCCCUCUUCCCCUCCACCUUGUCCCCCGGUAUUAACUGUUGCCACUCCGCCCCCUCCCCUCCUUCCUACCGUACCUCUUCCAGCCCCCUCUUCCAGUGCAUCUCCACAUCCAUGCCCUUCUCCACUCUCAAAUGCCACUGCACAGUCCCCACUUCCAAUUCUGUCCCCAACAGUGUCCCCCUCUCCCUCUCCCAUUCCUCCUGUGGAGUCCCUGAUGUCUGCCGCAUCACCUGGGCCUCCAACACUUUCUUCUUCCUCCUCUUCAUCUUCCUCCUCCUCUUCAUUUUCUUCUUCAUCUUCCUCCUCUUCUCCUUCUCCACCUCCUCUCUCCGCGAUCUCAUCUGUUGUUUCCUCUGGUGAUAAUCUGGAGGCUUCUCUCCCCAUGAUAUCUUUCAAACAGGAGGAAUUGGAGAAUGAAGGUCUGAAACCCAGGGAAGAGCCCCAGUCUGCUGCUGAACAGGAUGUUGUUCAGGAAACAUUCAACAAAAACUUUGUUUGCAACGUCUGUGAAUCACCUUUUCUUUCCAUUAAAGAUCUAACCAAACAUUUAUCUAUUCAUGCUGAAGAAUGGCCCUUCAAAUGUGAAUUUUGUGUGCAGCUUUUUAAGGAUAAAACGGACUUGUCAGAACAUCGCUUUUUGCUUCAUGGAGUUGGGAAUAUCUUUGUGUGUUCUGUUUGUAAAAAAGAGUUUGCUUUUUUGUGCAAUUUGCAGCAGCACCAGCGAGAUCUCCACCCAGAUAAGGUGUGCACACAUCACCAGUUUGAAAGCGGGACUCUGAGGCCCCAAAACUUUACAGAUCCCAGCAAGGCCCAUGUAGAGCAUAUGCAGAGCUUGCCAGAAGAUCCUUUAGAAACUUCGAAAGAAGAAGAGGAGUUAAAUGAUUCCUCUGAAGAGCUUUACACGACUAUAAAAAUAAUGGCUUCUGGAAUAAAGACAAAAGAUCCAGAUGUUCGAUUAGGCCUCAAUCAGCAUUACCCAAGCUUUAAACCACCUCCAUUUCAGUACCAUCACCGUAACCCCAUGGGGAUUGGUGUGACAGCCACAAAUUUCACUACACACAAUAUUCCACAGACUUUUACUACUGCCAUUCGCUGCACCAAGUGUGGAAAAGGUGUCGACAACAUGCCGGAGUUGCACAAACAUAUCCUGGCGUGUGCUUCUGCAAGUGACAAGAAGAGGUACACGCCUAAGAAGAACCCAGUACCAUUAAAACAAACUGUGCAACCCAAAAAUGGCGUGGUGGUUUUAGAUAACUCUGGGAAAAAUGCCUUCCGACGAAUGGGACAGCCCAAAAGGCUAAACUUUAGUGUUGAGCUCAGCAAAAUGUCCUCGAAUAAGCUCAAAUUAAAUGCAUUGAAGAAAAAAAAUCAGCUUGUACAGAAAGCAAUUCUUCAGAAAAACAAAUCUGCAAAGCAGAAGGCUGACUUGAAAAAUGCUUGUGAGUCAUCCUCUCACAUCUGCCCUUACUGUAAUCGAGAGUUCACUUACAUUGGAAGCCUGAAUAAACACGCCGCUUUCAGCUGUCCCAAGAAGCCCCUUUCCCCUCCCAAAAAAAAAGCUUCUCAUUCAUCUAAGAAAGGUGGACACUCAUCACCUGCAAGUAGUGACAAAAACAGCAACAGCAACCACCGCAGACGGACAGCGGAUGCGGAGAUUAAAAUGCAAAGCAUGCAGACUCCGUUGGGCAAGACCAGAGCCCGCAGCUCAGGCCCCACCCAAGUCCCGCUCCCCUCCUCAUCCUUCAGGUCCAAGCAGAACGUCAAGUUUGCAGCUUCGGUGAAAUCCAAAAAACCAAGCUCCUCCUCUUUAAGGAACUCCAGCCCAAUAAGAAUGGCCAAAAUAACUCAUGUUGAGGGGAAGAAACCUAAAGCUGUGGCCAAAAAUCAUUCUGCUCAGCUUUCCAGCAAAACAUCGCGGAGCCUGCACGUGAGGGUACAGAAAAGCAAAGCCGUUUUACAAAGCAAAUCCACCUUGACGAGUAAGAGAAGAACAGACCGGUUCAAUAUAAAAUCUAGAGAGCGGAGCGGGGGGCCAGUCACCCGAAGCCUUCAGCUGGCAGCUGCUGCUGACUUGAGUGAGAACAAGAGAGAGGACGGCAGCGCCAAGCAGGAGCUGAAGGACUUCAGGAACUUCCUGUAGAAAAGCCCCCCAAACAAAACAAACCUUAAUUGACUAAAAGGUAUUGCAUGCUCAACUUAGGAUAAGCACUACGGCAAAGGAUACGAAAUCUACCAAGCUUGCAAGACCAGUUGAAGCUGACUCAAAAAUCCUAACAUUCAACUGAUUGCCGGCAGGCUUAGAGUCAGGCAUCUGCUGCUUCGGUGGGGCCCAGCGCGCAUGCUGGGCGCCCAGGUGAUUGAGAUCCAAAGAGAAGGGCACUGUAAGACGGGCCAGAUGAACUGGCUCCUCGUCAUGGGACUGGUACCUCAGAUCUGAGCAUGACCCUUGUUUUUGGCACGUAGUGGAGAAAGGAAUGAUUUGAACUUAACCUUGCAAAGCAAGUUCUCUGUUUUAGCAGUAGUUUGUUGUAGGUUUCAGGGAUGACAAAUUUGGAUGCACUCAUUUAAAACGUUUUGGUCACAUAUCAGCUCUUGAUGCCUUUCUUUUAAAUUAAUUAUAGACAGAGAGAGGCAUUUAGCUGAUCUCUUACCCUGGUAUUUCUUGUUUUUUUGUUGUUUUUGUUUUUUUAAAUCACAAGUAGAUUGCCAGCUUAAUGGAGAGGAAACCAGAUUGGAUAUGGACUCUUUUUUAUGCCUAUUCUGGUGUUGCGUUUGUAUAUCCAAAUGGACAUUAUCCUCUCAGAUUCUUAUCUGGCACUAAUUUAUAACUAUUAUAUUAUCAGAGACUAUUUAGCAAUAUAUCAAUGCACAGGCGCAUCCCAGGCCUGUACAGAUGUAUGUCUACACGUAAGUAUAAAUGAAUUUGCAUACCAGGUUUUACACUUGCAUCUCUAAUAGAGAUUAAAAACAACAAAUUGGCCUCUUCCUAAGUAUAUUAAUACCAUUUGUCCUUGCAUUUUAUGCCUCCCCCUAAAUUAAUGACUGAGUUGGUGGAAAGCGGCUAGGUUUUAUUCAUACUGUUUUUUGUUCUCGACUUCAAAAGUAAUCUACCUCUUAAAAAUUUGUAGUUUAAUAUUUGUUUGGUGAAUUUGUGCCACUUUAAUCCUUCCACUAUCAUUCCCAUUUUGUUACAUUUCUGUUAUGGGGACUUUAUGUUGAAAUAUUGUAUAAAGCAUUUGUAGCAGUUUAAAAAUAAAAUAUUUAAAAUUAUUUAAAUUGUUUUGGACGCUUCAAUUGUAUUAUAUGUGAUUUACAUUUCACUUUUUUUGUUGGCGUUGUUAACCCGGAGAGUGCUCCUGUAUUGAACUUUGCUGUUAGUUAUUUUAUUGCUUCUUUUUGGAGAGUGCUAUAAAAGACUAUUCUAAUGAAAACAUUAAAAUUUACAAUUUGACAUACCAAAAGGGGUUGUCCAUUGAUUUUAACCAAUGUAGCAUUGAGAGAGAGAGAGAGGUUAAUUAUAGAUAGACAAGAGUGCUGUUUGCUGUUUUUCCCUCCAGCAUUGAAAUCACUGGGGCUCGUCAGAUGUAUUAAAAAAAGAUUUUUUUGUGCUAUUGCUGCAAACACUUAAUAACUAGAGGAGAAUUUAAACAAUGCAUUUUAUAUUAUUGUAACCAAUAAAAAACUUUCUAAACAUCUGUGAAAGGACUGCAUUUUGUACGUAAUUGGGAGCAGUUAGGGGAUAAAACAAGGUGUGUGGAGGACUAUUCAAAGGCCGCGCUCUAAUUUAAAAGUGCGGCGUCUGCUCAGCACACCUGGCGUCUGUUCACUUGUUUCUAUUUGACAGUAACUGAACAUGUGCUCAUUCCAGUUGGAAUUCUUUGUAGAGGGUGGACAUGUAGUCAGGCAACGAUGCCAAGAAGUACCUUGUGAACUCACUCGGGUAAGAGUAAAAUAUAAAAUAAUUUCAUCUGUGGGGUCUCUGUGCUUCCUGACAGUUUACUCUAAUUUGUAGAUUGAUGUUUAUUUCUAUGGAUUUCCAAGGAAUGCAACCAAAAAGUUGUGACAUACUCAGUUUAUAUGAAAUUGCCGGGGUUUUUUAAGAUUAAAAAUGGCUGACUAUAAGUGGUUUCCUAUAGUUUAUCAUCAUAGCAGUUUGCUAACCACAUCUGUCUGUCACUCCUCAGGGAAAGGUGGUGAAGGGAUAGCCAGCUUCCCUUGGCCAGAUGCUCCCGUUUCUGGCAUACGAUAUAUCUCCCUUAGAAAAACACGGAGGAGGAGAGAGGUUGGUGGGAAUCUGGAAGUGGUCUUUGAUAUUAGGAGUUGUAAACAAAUGAGGAUUGAACACGCAGCAGUGCCCUGUGAGGAGCUGAACGUUGUGAGAAAGAGCAUGGUCUUGGGGGAGAACUGGGUUUCCAUCCGAACCCAUCUGCCGGCCGUUCAUCCCUUCCUGUACCUUCAGUAAACAGGCCUCCAACAGGUGCCCUCCAUGGCUGUGUCUUUGGUGUUUUAGCCUUGGGCAAGUUCCUUUACAUUCUGGAUCCUAGUUCCCAGCCUGCAAAAAGUGGGGAGUGGACUGGCUGGUUUCUGAGUGUGCCUUCGAGGAGGAGAUCUUUUUUCCUCGAUCUGGAUGCUGUCAGACACAAGCACUGGACUGAAAGGGUGGGGUGAUGGUUUGGUCUCCACAGUGUCCCUGGCUCUGCCUGGAACAUGACAGGGACUCAGAUGUUUACUGGAGGAGUCACCAAGGAACCACGUCACAUCCAUCUCACCAAGGGUGAAGCUGCCUUGUUAGGGUUGCUUUGACUCUUUUAUGAUAGAGUUAAACAUUUUUUAAAAAAUCAAAAGCUAAUUAAAGUCUUCCGUGCCUGUUACCAUUGAAGCAUUUCACAGUGUUUCUGGUAAAUGCCUUGCUAGGCUGGCUGUCUCGUCUCAGUUGCUACAAGUACUUUCUAGCAAGAUAUUUUACAAAAUCAACUUAAUUUAUUGAGUACUUAGUGUAUGCCUGGCUGUGUUCUAGGUGCUUAGGAUACAUCACUGAACAAAAUGGACAAAAAUCCUGACCUCUGUGGGGCUUAUAUUUUCAUAGUGGCUUUUUUCCCCACUUUAUACUUCACAUUCCAGACCUCCUCGCUGUCACAAUUCCCCAAAGGCUAGGUGGUCAAGGAGAUGCUUCUAGCUUAAUAUCUGAGUGCCGAUAAUCUAGAUGACUGCCGGCUUUUAAUACUUACGUUAAAAUGACUCUACUAAAAUUAUCGCUCACUUAAUGCAUUUGAUAUUUUAUUCAUGUGGAUUUUGAUUUGAUAUUGAACCUCGCUUUGAAUAUAUUGACUUGAAUCCAUAAAAAAAAAAUCAUAAAGGGCAAUUUACCUUGAAAGUGGAUUAGAGCACAGGCGGAUGAGAAAAGGGUUGACUCAGAUAUAAAGGCCACAUUUAAAGUGCUUCAAAGACCAGGCUGAUAGCUACAGAAAAUGGUUUGUCAUUCCCCAUCAGCCUUUACAGGCCCAGCUGUCAUGGCCUCUUUCCUGCCUGAUGGCACCACCCCUGCAGCUGCCGCUUCGGGCAGCCUCAGUGAAGGUGCUGGUAAAGCACUGCUGUUGAGCGUAUAUUUGAGGGCGUUGGAGGUGUGGAUGGGCCAUUCUGCUAGACUUAACAAAAUGGGGAGCCACAAGCCCUGCCCUUCAACACUGUGGGUUCCACACUUCACCUGGGGAGCUUGUCAAAACUACUAGUUCCAAGGCCCUACAAGUGGACUUUCCAAUGAGUCCAUUUAGGGCUGGGGACCUACCUGGGUAAUAUGUACUUUAAAGACCCCAGGUAAAUUCAGGGCACAGGAGAAUUUCUGAAUUUAAUAUGGGAAAAAUAACAAGAUGAGGGUAGCUCUCAAUUGCUAGAGAAUUGUGUGCGCUUUAGGCCUCGCAGUGCCGCAUGUCAUCCUUAUAAUCAUCCUGCAAAGUGGGCAGUGCUGUUUUCCCAUUCUUCCUCAGGCUGCCGGGGGCGUGCAGCUGGUGUUAGGGCAUCAGUUAUUCUGAAGCCAAUCCUGAGCCGUGUCCACUCGGUGGAAAGAGGAGGUGGUAGGCCUUGAGGGUGAAAGAACCACGGGCCUAAUGUGUAGUUUCUCUCUGGCUUAUGUUGAUUCCAAGGCCCAAGCCCCAUUGGGCCCUGCCCUUCUGGUGGCUUGACCUUUCCUGAAGGGUUUGCCUCACAAGCAGAACCUUGAAUACACAGCAUUAUGGGAUAAGAAAAAUAAAGGUCCAGAUUGGUGAGAAUGGUGACAUGUGGACAUUAAGAUUUUAGACCAAACAUCUAAUGUCAAAAUAGAAAUUGAAUACAGUUUGAGGUUUGAGUGGGUGGCAUGUAGGGAAAAAAGUGCGAAACUGCUCCUUGGUGGUGCCAUGGAUCUCUGUGCUGCAGCCCCAGGCCCCAGGCCCGAUCCUUGUUGCCAUCUACACAGGGUCACGUCACUUCCUCCCUCCCCACCUUCUGCCCUUGUGCCACUUCCUCUGAGUGGUGGUGGAAUGAUCUGAGAAGCUUUAGGGUGGACUUAGCGUGGCUUUCCAACGCUUGCUGUGCGCUGGGUACUCCGCUGAGCAUCUACAAAACAAGUCUUGGCAAUGACAGCCUGAGGUUGGUGUCAUUUACCGAUGGAGAAACAGAUUUGGGGAAAGUGAUGUUGUUCCAAGGGCACACAACUCUAAGGUGACAAGUUGGGAUUUGAACUCCAAGCUGCACUGUGCAGUCCAUCAUUUUUAUAGGUAGGUUUUUUUUUGGUUUGUUUUUUAAGGAAUUUUAUUUCAUCUAAAUGUAGAAAACAGGAUGCAGUCCCUUCUCCGUAAAAGCUUUUGGAAGCAUUAGUGAGCAAGUAGAACAGUCAUUUGUGGGUAAGGAAAUCUUCCUGGUGCACCGAGACUUUUAGUCAGGAGUUGCUCCUGGACCCAUUUGCUUUUAGUUUCCCUCUCACUGUGGAAUAAACUUCUACCUCCAUCACAGACCAAUUAGUUCAGGUCAAUCAAGCUGGCUUUAUAGAGCCAUCUGCUUCAUCAACGGCAAUGUGACUGUUUAACAGAAGCCAAGCUCAUUAUAGUAAUACCCUUUGAUUUUGGAGAUGAUUCUCAAGGCCCAGGGAUCCUCAAGCAUCUCCUCAGAUACCAGCGGAGAACCUUGAGCUGCUGGCCAUUAACCCAAAAAGAAAGUUGGUCUAGGCUGCCUCCCAACUUCAGCAAAUAGUGCGUUACAUGCAAAACAAAUAGGUAUUUGCGUUCUGCUGAUAGGUUAUUUUUAAAGUACAGGAUUACAACCUGGAGCGGGUAUGUAGAUUUCAUUUAGUUUUCUACAUUAAGAAUUGAGAAAACCAUCAUGACUCUGCAUUAAAUUACUUGCAGUUGCAAAAAUCACAUUCAAUUAUGAAUCAUUAAAGGGUAACCCAGAAAUACUUAUUAGAGUAAACUUGUCGACCUGUUGCGGGUAAUAGGAUUUGCACAUGCUUGCAUUUCUGCCUCCUUUAUGCCAGCUGGAUUCCUUUUCAACACUUUUUUACAAUAGAAAUUCAGGUGGACAUUCUGGAAACCAUAAACAUUUUACGGAACACUGGUGCCUAAAUGUGCCUUCCCAUGUCCAGCUAAUAAACCAUGACAGGAAGUCAACAGAACAAGCCAUGUUUUGAACAUCUUUUCAUAGGUACCACCCGAGUUACUCAGUGAGGGGAGAGAACUGGAAUGUCAUUUCAGCAACCACAGAAAGCUACAGGUGGGUUUUAAAGCCCAGGUUUGUGUUCUGAUUCAGAACAUACCUAAGCUAAAAAUAUUUCCUUAUUCAUGUUUAAACAGGAGCCUAUGAUAUAAUCUGGAAUCCUACUUACGUAUCUACUGAGUCUUAGCAUUAAAUGUAAAUGUACAUUUAAAAUAGGACUCACUUUUUAAAAAUCUGGAAUUUGUUACACAGGUAAGUUAACAAAAGGGCAUUUAGGCCUUAGGAGACAGUUGUGGCUAUUUUAAUUUUUUAACUUAACAGAAUUUCAAUGUACAGUGGUUGCAUUUGGCAUAGCAAUAAUUAUUGGCCCAAAAUAUAUUUUAAUAUUUUUUUAUUGGAAUGAAGUUAUUUAAAACUCAUGGAUUCAAUUUUCCUUGCAGUAACAUUCUCUUCUCACUUGCUUUUUAUAAUCGCAUCCAGUCCUUGCCAACCCAGCUAAAGUUUAGAACAUUUUCAGAUGGCUUCUAUUUCCAGGCUAUUAUUGGACUUGUGAAUUCAGGCACAUUCUCCUGUUGUGAUUCAGUCAGCCAGCCAUUCAGAAAACAUCUUUCAACAGCCAAUCUGAAUCAUCAAGGUCUCAGGCUGUAGACCUGGAGGACUUUGUCCUAGGACUCUAAGAGCACCCUCAGGUGUAGCUAACCACCAUGGAGGCAGGUGAGGAUGCACCUGGAGUAUCACUGGCCUUUCCAAUGCUUGGGGGCAGUUUUCUGAGUUCUUUACAUUUUGAGCUCUCCCACACCUGACGGAGAUGGUAUUCUCAUUUACAGAUAGAUCAACCGAGUCUGAGAUAGGCAACGUCACUUGAAAUAUUUCCCAUAGCUACAAGUGGGGACUCCAAACCCAGCCAUCUGGUUCCAGAGCCAAGUUCAACUACAAUUUGGAACCACCUAAUCACUGUGCCUUUGGGUUUUGGAGAGACUUGCAGGUACAUAGCUGUUGUGUGCCCCAUAUGAGAUGCUGAUGGCCAGAGAGGAGUUCUACCACAGAGAGAGUGUAUAGGAUCAUGGGAAAAACAUGGACGUUGAAUGCCUACCCAUCUGGGUGUUCCUUACCUGGGUGUUGGUAGUUACUGAAAGGCAGGGCACGCUGCCAGCGGCAUCCCAGCGUCCUGGCCUGCGGUGGAGCUCUGUGCCCGCCACCUACCAUGUGCAGUGCACAUUACAGAAGGCAGCGUGUGCUCCCAGUGAGGAUCCAGUGGCUGAUGGCUGUGGUGGCGCUGGUGAUGACAGCGGACGCUUAAUCGGCGCCAGGUGCUCAAGUCCUCACAAAAACAGACCUAGGGAGGCACUGCUAAGGAAACUGCCAGGUCUUAGUAGCCGGCCCCGGGUGGAAAGGGGCAGCAUGUGAGGACCUUCGAUGAUGGUGAUCACUAGAGAACUUGAGGAAGAGUCGUUGCCAAAACGACUCACUUUUCAAAAGCCCUGAAAGAGAAAAAAAGUCCUUCGUGGAAACUGAGAAGCAUAAGUUUCUAUUAUAAUUUCAUGAGUGGGUGGUUCUAUCCUUUGGUGAGGCUAGAGCUUUGUCAGAAUUUUUAAAACACUCCUAAAGGCUCCUAGAAUGAUGUGUUCUUCUCUGUCUAGGUACGUGUGGAGCGAUUGAGCCACGGGGUUCAUGGAAAGUAGAGAGCAGGGAUGUCCAAUCUUUUGCCUUUCCUGGCCCACGUUGGAAGAAAGGUCACACGUAAAAUACAGUAACAUGAUAGCUGAUGAACUAAAAAAAAAAAAAAAAA